CGCCGGGAGUUGUAGUCCGGCGUCGCCGCAGCGCGGGCAGCGGGGCGCUGGCGGCAGCCAUUACCGGGAGCGCGGAGCCGCCGCCGUCGCUUUGCCUCGCUCCGCGGCGCCGCCGCCGCUCGGGGAGGGGCCGCCAUGGCGGCGUAGCCUCGCCCUCACCCGCCCCUUUCUCCCCGCUGCGGCCGCUGAAGGCGCGGCGGCGGCGCGGCCUAGCGCGGAGGGUGGAUCCCCGGCCUCGCGUAGCGGCUGCUGCCCGCCAAGGGCCGCCCUCCCCGGGGCCAUGUCCCUCGUGGCCUACGCCAGCAGCGAGGAGGACAGCGAUGCGGAGGAGGAAGAAGCCGCCGAUUCUCCGCCAGCCGCAGCCGAGCAACCCUCACCGCGGGGGCUUUUCUCCGCGCUGCCCCCACCCAGAACCCCCGCGGUGCCCCCAUCGCUCCUCAUGAGCGGCGCCGGGGCUGAGAGCGCUGCCGAGCCGGCCGCCAGCGGGGACGGGCCCGCGGAAUCCCCCCGGCCCAGGGGGCUCCUCCUGCCGCCCCCCAGGAACGCGGGCAAGCCCCUCAGCCCGCCCCACGCUGCCUCCCCCGCGGGCUCGGGGCUCCCCAAGCCAAAGAAGAGGACGGAGCCCGUGCGGAUCGCGGCGCCCGAGCUGCGCAAGGGGGAUUCAGAUUCAGAGGAAGAUGAACCAGCAAAGAAAAAAAAUACUCUUCAGGGACGCAGCGAGGGCUCGGGCUUGUCCGCUUUGCUUCCUCAGCCCAAAAACACGCCAGUGAAAGAGACCAACCGGCUCCUCCUGCCUUAUGCCUUCUCCAGGAAAGCAGGAGGAGAAAACACCUCUGAUUCCAAACCUACCAAGUCCUCAAGCUCUUCCUCCAAAGCCAAACCUGCAGCCAAAGCAGCCGUGGCCACCACGCCGUCCCCGUCGGCCAUCAAGGCGGCGGCCAAGAGCGCGGCGCUGCAGGUCACCAAGCAGAUCACCCAGGAGGAGGAGGACAGCGACGAGGAGCUGCAGCCUGAGAACUACUUCUCCUUGUCAGACAGCAGUGAGCCCAGUGCUGUGGGCACACAGCCCUACCUGUAUCCCAGCACUGGGGGGUCAGAGGAUCCUCCUCCCGGGACAGAGGCGCAGCCCCAGCUGCAGGACGCGGCCGCGAACGCCCCGCUGGAGUUCAAGACAGGAGUUCAGCACAGCUGGGCACCCAAACCUGGGGAGGAGUACAGCAGCCAGGCCUACAGCCAGUUCCCUCCCACCUACAGCGAGCCAGGGGGCUACUACCAGGAUUACUACAGCAGUGGGUACUACCCAGAGGUGGAAGCAGCCCAGCCCCCAGCACAGGAGACAAGCACUGACUCCUCCUUCAUCGACGACGAAGCGUUCAAGCGUUUGCAAGGCAAGAGGAAUCGUGGGAGGGAAGAGAUCAACUUUGUGGACAUCAAAGGUGAUGACCAGCUGAGUGGGGCCCAGCAGUGGCUGACCAAGUCCCUGACAGAGGAGAAGACCAUGAAGUCCUUCAGCAAGAAAAAAGGAGAUCAACCCACAGGACAGCAAAGGAGGAAACACCAGAUCACAUACCUGAUCCAUCAGGCCAAGGAGAGGGAACUGGAACUGAAAAACACAUGGUCUGAAAACAAGCUCAGCAGACGACAGACUCAAGCCAAGUAUGGAUUCUGACACAUCUGUCCUGCUUGUUUGGCUGGUGUCCUGCUGUGUCCUGGCUCUGGGGGAUCAGGCAGCCCCCAGCAUGGUGCUGCUGGCUGGGAGGGAGGUCACUGCACUCCCUGGCCUGGCAGGAAGGGUCAUUGCAAGCUGCUCCUGAGACUCCACCUGUAAUCCUCCCCCCUCCUUGUAAACAAUAACGUGGAAGUUGUGAUCAGGCAAGGACAGCACUGCAGGGAACGUGCUGGGUGUGAGGCUGCAGCUCCUCCUGAGGGAACAGACCCUUCAGCAGAGCCUCAAUAAACUCCCAAUUCCCACUUUGCUCCUCUCUUGGA
This is a messenger RNA of Oenanthe melanoleuca, 1989 nucleotides long. RefSeq names its product proline rich mitotic checkpoint control factor (gene PRCC). The coding region runs from base 281 to 1669 and encodes 462 amino acids. NCBI's taxonomy places the organism in Eukaryota, Metazoa, Chordata, Aves, Passeriformes, Muscicapidae. Gene Ontology annotation, cellular component: nucleus. The record is from RefSeq and is a predicted model, not a curated record. The transcript is spliced from 7 exons.